ACAGUAGCCGAGAAUCCUGGGCUGGGAAAAGUAAUAGAUAUUCGAAAAGUCAACUUACUGGCCGACUUCCAGGAGCAAGAGAACAGGAUCUUUGAGGAGUUCCCCCCGAAAUGUCUCGUAAAGAAAACUUUGAAGUCUUCAAGCAGCCACUUCGAAUAUUACGCAAAUACCAAGGAAUUUUAUAAAUCACUUGCCACCCAGUCAAGCUUGAGCGCCUCUUUGCAGUCCGCCUACUCGUUGGGUGUUACGGUAUCAGUAGCAACAAAGAGCAAGAGUUCACAGAACACGGAAGUGAGUGGCAUGUCUUUAAUCAAGCAGGCGUUAACAGAAAAGGUCUAUGUCGAUAAAGAAUGUCUUCUGAAUGACAUCACCAGCUUGAAGAAAACAUUCCUGAGUGACCUGGAGGACUUGCCCGUAAACAUCCAAAAUCCUUGGGAACCAAACUCAUGGAGAGAGUAUCGUAAUUUUCUUAAGGAAUACGGCUCUCAUGCCAUAACAUCUGUGAAGCGCGGAUCAAGAUUUCAGCAGAUGACAUUCGCAGAGAGCUCGAAGGCUUACACUGAAAGAGAUUUCCAAGUAAAAGCUUGCGUUUCGGUCGCAGGACCUUCCCAGGUUGGAAAGGUUGGCGUCUCUGCAUGUUCAAACGUGAGCCAAAGUGAGAUAUCCAAAGCGAGCAGGAUGAGCACAAGCGAGAAACGCUUUGUCAAAGGUGGAAAAAGGGAAACAAAUAGCAAGCUGGCAAACGGGGCGACGUCGGUUGAAUUGCUUGGCCAACUAAUGAAUGAAGCAGAUGAAUUGCCCGCGUCUGUUCAGCACACCUUCAUGGCGAUCUGGACCAUCCUACAGAGCCGAUUUAAACAGGGGUCUCCUAACAAUAUCCGAGCCACAAACCUUGAGUACUACUAUCUUGGGUUCUUGAAUUAUGGUUGUCCAUACAUAAGUAGCUCUGGACUUGCCGUACAAAAGUUUGACCAUACCAGUAGCUCCAGAGAGAAGUAUCCAGAAUUCGAGUGUACCCUGGCAAAAGAGGGCUGCCACAGUGACGAUGACUGUCACUACAGACCCAUUUGGUGCUCCUGUCGUGGUCCAACAUGUGUCCAUUACAAGUCAGUGAAACAAGGUGCAGGUGAAAGUAAGGUAACUGCAUACCCAAACACAUUUGAAGAUUGGGGGUGGCGUGGUUGCGAUUGGAAACUUGCGGGAUCUUGGUGCAAGUGCUAUAAUGAAAAUCGUGAUCAGCGGAAAACUGUGUGGUCCUUGCCAAACAGAGAUGCCCCUACACAUAAAGCAUCAACCAAAUCUGCUGACAAGAAAGGCAGAAGAUUAAUGUCUCCAAAGUACACCGCUGGAAAAUAGAAAUGAAAACGAAUGAAACUUUAAUUUUGGUGCACUUAGAUAAAUUACGUAAUCGUUGAAAUUUUUCACGCUUAAGUUAGGACUAUGCUUGUGUCUCAUUGUGUUUGAAUAAAGGAUUAAAUGGGUACAUGUCACUACCUUUGAUAGCAACCUCGCCCUGUUUGUGUAGAGAUCGUACUGAAAAGCUUUUUCCCGGGAAUGAGAGAGAAAGACAAAAACAACUACUCUUAGAAUGUAAUAUCGAUUAAGAUUGAUCUAAAGUCUCAUCCAGGUUAGCCGAAUUGAAUGUUUCGUAAAAGAGACCAUAAAGCCUAAGUUAGAUCCAGAAUGGAUUUUCCAUCUUCUAUUUGGAUCCUUUCAACCUGGAAAUUGCUGAAAGCACUUAAGGGCCCAAGAAAACCGAGCCUUAUUUUGUUUUGAAAUUUUUCUUCAGUUAAAAUUGGUUUGUAAAACAUUCAGAAAGGCUGAACUUUGCCUAUAAGUAUUAUAAUUUCAUCGACGGGGAAUAUCUUUUAGCAGGGCUGGUUUCAUUGCUUUAGCGUCGUGGUACAAAAUUAAAAUUUCAUUCAGCUGAUUCGUGCGAUCUACAGUCAAUUCAUGCUAACGGAACACUGAAAUGGCUUCCCACGAAAUUGUGCAAUAGCGUGCGUUUUUGACCUUCCUAGUGAAAGAAAAUUUUGCCCUUAAUAUUGUAAACAAUAAGUCGCAUGUUUCCUCGUAAACGUAAGGAAAUAUAUCUUAAAUUAUCCUGCGGGACUCGGGCAAUUUCCUCAACUUCGGAAAACUCAAGUAUUAUUUGUGUAAAGUUUACUCAGCCCAUGCGAUUACUUCUACAAAUUCAUUCUUUUCAUUCCUCCCUUUCAGUUUAUUUUCGAGGUCAUAAGCUCGCAGCAAUUUAGUUGAUUAUUAGUUUUUUCUUUUUCUUAUCUUCUUGUUUAGUGAUUGCGAUCUAUGAAAUAAUCGGGCGUCUAUUAACGAUUUUUACCCAGUGCGGCACAAAAAGGAAAGAUGCUAAGACUAAUGUGUAAAGAAAGUUUGAGUGGUAAUUGUGAACUGACAACAGUAGUUGACCGAAAAAGCAGGCCGUGACGAACGCUGAAUAUACCGUUAAAAGUCUUAUUAUUUACGUGGCACAUCGUUACUAAUAACAUAAUAACAAAGGAUCUAAAAGAAGAAAGGAAAUUCAUUUUGGAUCUGGUUAGAUACUGACAAACAAAAAAAGGUCUCAAGAACUUAUAUAAUUAAACUACGACAGGAAUAGGUAAAGAAUACAACUGUUUAACAAGAAUUACUGGUGAAGCAUAAACAUCGUAAAUUUCUUUAUACAGGUAAAACAGUAUCAGCAGUACCUGUGAAUAUAAUGUGAUAACAAUUAGGUUGUAAAAUUCCAUCUUAUCGAAAAGAAACACGGUGAUGUCAUACCUGCAUCACAAAGUUCAUUUAGAAAUGAACUAUUCGGGGGAAAAAUUUUUUGGUUAACAUAACAGAGGAACUAAAAGCAACUGAUGGAAAUAGACAUGCUCCAUAAAAAAUUUCCUAUUGGUUUUUAUUUGACAUCUGAAAACGAGCCAAAAACACCCUGUCUACAACAACCAGUUAUGAUUCGACUCGCGGACGAACGAUGUAGCGAAAUAGGUGACUAAUCAAACAAGCAGGCGGCAUUUCAUAGAUUAAUUCAACCGAAAAGAAAACCAAUGUAGUUUGCAAUAAUAAAAGUGGACGUAGAACAGACUUAAGGACUCACUGUAUAUUACUCCUAUCGUUUUGCACACGUUUUUGUUGUUGUUUGUCUUGGAGCAUCAUAUUUUGUUUUCUAGUUCAUAGAUAAAUUCUUAAUUAUGUUGCGUAUUUGUAGUUAAUAGAUUGUUCACAAUGGUCUACACUACCUAGCUUGAUCUUUCCUGUUUCCUUUUAUAAAUUUAUUUUCAUGAUGGUACGGAUUCACGUUCCAGAAAAAGCGUUUUUGGAAAGAACAAUUUCCUACCCGCAUUACUUCCCUCUAAAGGCCACCUCUCUACAAUGGCCAUUUUCCUCCGUUCAAGGUGGCCGCUAUAGAAAGGUUAGACUGUACUUCAAUUAUUAACAGAAUGUUAAAUGGACUAUUUUGUAAAACAGGUCAUAAUUUUACAGUCAAGUUACAUGAAAUUAAAACACGGCUUCUUGCCCAAAAUAGCCGGUUUAGAUUUUCCCGAUCUGUCGAAUUCUUGAUUGGUGAAAUUAGUGGAACUAAACGCUUUCUGGUGAAAUCCAUCACGUUAACAAAUACGGAUUUCUUCGCGGUCAUUUAAUUAUUAAUUCCGUCAGUCACGUAUGCUUUUGUCAGAUAUCAAUUUAAACCACAUUUUGGACAGCUUGAAGACUGAAAAGUGCACGAAGCAGGGGGAUACCAGCAAAACUAACUCAUAGAGUACCAUGAACUGGUGGAGUUCUGUUGUCACCAUUGCACCUUUUAACCAAUCAGCCACCUACAUGCAAAUAAUCCCAUGAGCUCUGACUCCUAAAUUAAGGUACACUUUAUCCUUUACAAGACAAAUGUAUCUCUUCACAUCGACUCAUUAUAGAGAUCACGGGAUAGUGCAUUGGAAGACACCAAAAGGUACGUAGGUAGGAAAGUUACCCAAAGGCACUUUUAUAAUAGUUAAGAACUACUCCUCUACCUAAUUUAAUUGUCGAUUUUUUUUUAGAUUUACAACAUAAAAAUGUUUGCCUGAAGUAAAAAAUCUCACGUUGCCCCUUGAAUAAAAACGAACACGAUCAAGAAAAUUUAGUUUCCGUGUAUAGAAUAAUUUCUUAUAGAAAACAUAAAAAAUUUUUAGUACUUCAAAUUGGGAGUGCGAACAAUAAAAACUCGCUUUUAACAAAUACAUGCGUGAAUCCAAAAGGUUUAUCACAAAACACUUUUUUUGUUUUAAGAGGUUUCAUUAGUUUCAUUCCAAGUUGAAAUUCUUACUGUGUUACUAUUGAUGAAUCGAUAUUCAACUUUCAGGCAUUUUUAAAUGAAAGAGUCCCUGUCCUAUUUGACGCCUAUAGCAGGGUCAAAGAAUGUGGUCGGCUACGGGAGAUAAAAAACAAAGUUUUUUUUUCCAUAAGAACGAGACCUUUUAACUUAAGUGAAAACACUCGUAAUAUUUGGUAUCUUGCCAAAAUAAGAGGACAAGAAGGGUACUUAAACAAGGUGACCAUUGACAAAUGGCGAUCGGCGCAGAAAAUGCUGAUUCAUCGUGUGGUUUAAACUUCCGGCUGAGGGAAGUCUUGAGAAGGGCUACAAAGUUGUCGGCAAUAGUCACAGGCGGUAGUAAUCAUCAGAAUUAAGUGAGAAGCUGUUAUCAGUCGAGCGUUUAAAGUCCGGUUCAUGUAAGCUGAUUGGUCAGUUUGUUAUUGGCAAUGAUACUCAAGUCGUUUAGGUCGGUCGUGAUUGGUCAGUUUUGGUUCGUCGGCAAUACUAGGUAGUUCUGUUCGGUUUGGUCACUUUCUACGAAUUCGUGUUCUUUUCGUGUUAUUUUAAUUAGCCUCUGAAAUUCUCAGAGUGGGUUUUGAAACUAGGGGCUAAUUUAGUUUUAUCAACUGAGUUGAAAAGGUAAAUUGGCUACCGCAAAAAGAGUUCAUAGGCUAAAUAACCCUCGGUUUUGAAAUGACCAACAGGCCAUUUCAAAGCAGAUAACAUGUUCAAAGUCAUGCAAACUGUUCGUUUGAGUAUCAUUAUUUUUGAAAGAUAUUCAUCCACAAUUUUGACGGCUUGUAAGGGUGCAAUCUUUCUCAAGAGAAUCUUGGUAAAAUGAUCUGAUCAAAUUGGCGUGUACUCAACGCUUUUGCUUAAUUAUUCGUUAACGCCUUUGAGUGAAAAUUCAGAGACAAGCUUCCCGUUUAAAGAUAUCUCGAAAACUAGUUAAAAAUGGAAUUUUCGUCUUAGGGCCACUAAAUUGGAAAAAAAAAUGCGAUCUUAAAAUUAGAAAAAGGAAAUUCUCUGAAACCCAGGGAGUACAUACUGUAAAACUAUUUACUACACCACAUGAACAAAAGAAAGAAAGAAAAAUAAUGACAAAAAAAGUAGAAGGAGUGCUUCAUUACACCACUCAAGAAAAGAUGACUAGGUAAAAGCGAUUAAAACUCGCUAUACAGAAAUGUGCGAAACUUAAUUAACUUAGGUCUGAUCAAAUUCUGAAGGAUCUUCAGAGCAUUAGAGAUAUCAAGAACUUUAAGAAAAUAUUAUGUAACAGUAUAUCUAAUGAUUAGACACCAUUGGCUUUUCGUUAUUAAUUAUGAUUAUAAAUUAUGAUUGUAAUUACUGUAGAGGGAGACCCCAUAAUGUGUAUGUAAGUAUGCAUGCAGAUUCGCUACUGCAACAGAAACUGAAGACUACUUAGCUGCUCUGAGAGAUUUACGUUACGUUGCACUAUAUUAACUUAGCACACGUUACGCUAGGGAAAGAUGAUAAGGAGGAGUCUCCAUAGGUAACAGUAGUUUAUCAAGAGAACGUUGGUUGGUGGUGUAACUUCAUCGCGGUGUUGAUUGGAGGUGAUACCAGUUUCAAACAUGAUAUAUGAAUACAAUUUCACAGUCGACAAUUUUCUCAACAGUCUGGUCCACGUCUAUUAUUCAGCAUAUAGGUAGAUUACUCUAGUUUCUAGAUUUCUAAGCCUCAACUGUGCUAAUCUUCCUUUGCAGAUUGAACUAACUCUGAUAACAUUUUUUCGAGUGAAAACUGCAGCCAUGUUUCUCCUUAUUAUAAUGGUUAUGUACCUGACAGCCAUUUCUUCUGCCCAAGAAGUUAAAGGAAACAAACGAACCGAAGCCACAAAGGAAACAGCAGAGCUUGGAAAAGCGUUAAACCUUCACAAGACCAACAUAUUAGAAGAUUUCAAGGAACGCGAAGCAAGUAUUUUUGAGCCUUUCCCUGAAGAAUGCUUCAAAAAAGAAAAGCUUAACAUCUCCAAAAGUUAUUACAAUUAUUAUGAAAGUACCAAGGCGUUUUACUCAAAGUUGGCCACAUCAACAGGCUUGGAUGUCUCGCUGGAAUCGACUUAUUCCCUGGGAGUUACACUGAAUAGUGUAACAAAGAGAACAAAUUCAAAAGAAUCGAAUUUGAGCGGCAUCUCUCUAGUAGUCGAAGCAUUAGUUAAAAAGCUUCGCCUAAGCAAAGACUGUUUAAACGAUGACAACCACAACUUUAAGAAGAGCUUUAUUGCUGACCUAGAGCGACUUCCGUUGAAAAUAAAUCGGCCCUGGUUGCAAAAUUCAUGGCGGUCCUACCAUGAUUUCCUAGAAGAGUACGGCUCCCACGUUGUUACUUCCGUUUUGCGUGGAUCAAGGAUCAAACAGAUGUCAUUUACACGAAGUUCAAAAAGCUACAGUGAAAGAGAGCUACAGGUCAAAGCCUGCGUUUCCUUAGCUGGAACUAUAUCCGCUGGAAAUAUUGGUGUGUCUGCAUGCACCAAUGUCACCAAAAGCGAGUCGUAUAAAGCGUACCAGAUGAGCACCACUGAUAAGCGGAUCGUUCGAGGGGGAAGCAGCGCCACUCGUAAUAAGCUGUUACACGACAUGUCGAAGGAACUUAUCGAGAGACUUAUGAAUGAAGCUAGUGAAACCCAUUCGUCUGUUCAGCACACCUUUAGAGCGGUGUGGCAAAUCUUACAGAGCCGUUUUACCUCAGGUUCACCAAACUACGUCAGAGCCUUAAACCUUCAGUACUACUAUCUCGGAUACUUGAACUAUGGUUGUCAUUAUCAAGAAAGAAGAGGACUUGCCUUUCAGAAAUUCGACUACACAAAACGUACUUCCGACAACUAUCCGGAAUUCGAGUGUUCAUUGGCUAGAGGAGGUUGUCACAGUGACAAUGACUGCCACUACAGACCGGUUUGGUGUGCGUGUCGUGGCGAGACGUGUGUUCGCUACGUGAAAGAGAAACAAGAUACAGGUGUGUCAAAAGUAAAAGCAACUCCAAACAUCGGUUCCUGGGGUGAUAUGGGAUGGCACGGUUGUGAUUGGAGAGUCUGGGCGUCUUAUUGUGCUUGCUAUAACUAUGAUAGACAUGUGAGGAGGGUCGUGUGGUCUUUGCCCAGCAGAGAUGUCGCAUCAGACAAACUCCUUAUUCAUCAUAGCGACCAUCACAAAGCUAAGCAUCAAGGGCUGAUUAAAGAGGAAGGGAGUGCUGAAAAAUCGUAACAAUGAGAUAUAUUGUAAGCAGAAACAUAACGGUGAAUUGUCAAUCGUUUAAAUUUGAUUGCAUCGAUGCAGAUUGAAAUUAAGGACUGAAUAUCUUAAAGCAAUUUUAAGUUAAUGUCGUAAAAAGGUUUGUGGUUAUUUAUAGUGGUUAAAAAUAUUAAAUUAAAACAAAAGAAACAACUGGUGUCACACUUACAAUGGAAAAAAUUUGAAACUUCCUCAGAAAUCCGUCAAAGAAAAAAAAAGUAAAGUAAAGGAAAACUCGAAAUUUUCGAAGACAAAGCUCAUUUAAAUACGGCCAACUGUUUUAAUGAAGAUUAUAAAUAAUUUUGAAACUGAAAUGGUUAUUAUUUAGUUUUUUGAAGGAUCCAGCAUUGACUAAAUACAUCAAUCGAUCCGUCGAAAGAAAUAAUUUAAUAUUCGUUCUAGACUCGGCUAUUUUUCGACUAAGUAUCAUAUGUUAUAAUAUGAUUCUCGCGUUGAGCUGUGUAACAUAAAUGUCGGCUUUUUUUCGUAAUUCUGUAGUCUUAAAUAAACUCAUUAUGGUUUCCCGGUGAAAGAGAAUGAUGAACUGGUGUAGGCUUGUUUUCACCAUUAAACAUUUUAACCUAUCAGCUCCAUACAUCUUAUUCUCUCUUUCACCUGUCACACCUAAAUUAAGCUUUGUUUGUGAUUUGUAAAAGCAACACGCAACCCACUAAAUCGAAACAUUACAGAUACUUCGGUGUAUUGGAAAGAAUAUGCGAAACUUUCUAAAACGAAUCCCGGCUUUGGUAUAUUUAGGUGUUUAUCUGUAAUACUGUUACUCUUUAUCACUCUUCAGCUUCAUUAAGCUGUCUCAGUUUGUGGACUGAAAGGAUUCUUUAAAAUUGGCAAUGCGUAUUUUAAAAACUAAUCUUGCACAAUUGCACCAAAUAAAUUAUGCGAAAAAUAUUUUUGCUGUUUCAAGUGGUUUGAGUCGUUGCAUGACAAGUUAUAAUACUAGCACUCCCAUUACUGAUGAAUAUAUAUAUUCCACAAGGGGGAAAAAUCAUCGCUAAGUCGGGAUUGAAAGCUGACAGCGAAAAAAAAAAAACACUUAACUGGCAAACAUUUUUUGAGAGAGGACCUCGAACCUUUCUAACUCCAUUUAACUGGCCACGUUUAAUGCGUCUGCAGUUGGUUUAGAGAUUAGCGAACGAUAAUUAUUUUCGCACGUUAUCACAGGGAUUUUUUUUGUAACAAACUCCGUAGUAAGGAUCUGACAGAGAAGUACCAUAACUUCAUCUCUGGAGCACCAAAACUGCCUCGGGCCAUAUUCCAACACGGCACUGGAAAGGAAAGGAGUGGCCUCACGUAAGAGCCUUAGCCCUGUAAUAGUGAUACCUUUGUAUCUUUAACGAACGUAAAAAUUUAAUCUCUUUAUUGACUUAAAUAAAAAUCAACAUUAAUGUGGCAGGUAGAUUUUCCCUCAUUCAAGUUUUCUUCCCACUUUUUUCUUCACAUUUUGAUAGUAAUUAGUUUAUGUUCUGAGUAAAAGGUCCAUUCCAACCUUUGCCAAUAUGGAUCCGCUAAUCGGUCUUCAAGUUUAGAUAAAACUUAUAUUAUCAUUCUUAUUUUUAUAAUCCUUGUUAUCAUUAUUAGUAUCAUCAUCAUCUUUGGGACAAUCAUCAUUAUAAUCCUCGUAAUAAGCAUAGACGAAUAAGAUUCCCCGUCACCAAAACAGGGGAGGGUAUAUUUUUCUCUAACUUAGAUUUAUUUUCUACUUAAGCUAAAAGUUUCCUCGAAUAGGUUCGAUAUGGUAAAAUUGGUCAAAUUGGUAAUAAGUUGACCUUACAGGUGCGUACCUGUUCUCUUUCCUUAAAUCAUUUAAUCAUCAGGUUACUAAGUUAGGAACGCUUUUGGCACAUAUCAAUUAAAAGUCCACUUUGAAGACUAACAGAGUAUAACGCAGGCCACGGUAGCACUACAGAACUUACUCAUAUGUGUUGAUAAACUGGUGGAACAUUAAACCUUUUAACCUCUGAAUUGCCUACAUGCAACUAUUAUGUGACCUAUGACUCCUAAAUUAAGCUUGGUUCCAUCUUUUAAAGCCAAACAUAUAUCAUAUCAACCACAAAUUACAGAUUCUAACAUUCUAACAGGAAGAACUGGAAGAUUCGACCCCAUAGGGUGGGUAGAUAGCAACGCUACAUGAGAGAUCCUAAAAAUAAACUAAAUCAUGCUGCCAUACUUUAAAGUAACUAAGUUUCACUUGUUGUUGAUAUUGGUUGUUUUGCCGAAUACAAGCCUCAGGUUACUAAGUAAAUAGGCAUAAAAUUUGAAAAUUUCGGAUUUGAAAAGUACACCCCAAAUCCCAAAGGCUAUUUAGGAAAAACAUGUUACUUUACUAAGAGAUCUAAGUGCAACAGUAGCAGUGUUACAACUGAUGGACAUUCUACUUAAAGGCAUAUAGUACUGAGCGUCGUAACCAAAUUGAGGCCCGCAAUAUGGUUAAAGAAAGUCACUUGGUCGGAUAUGGGGUUCAAAAACAAAGGAUUAUUUGAGAUUGCAAGGGUGGGCUUCGGAACUGCCUGUCGGUUCAGAGUCAACAUACAGACUGUUCGUUCCAGGUCUCAUUAUUUCUCAAGGAAAUUCAUCUACAAUGUUGACGGUUUUUAAGGGUGCACCCUUUAUAAAGAGAAUCUUGGUACUUAAAGAACUGACCAGACUGACGUGUUGUAAACAGUUCCGUUUACAAUUCAAAAGGUUCUUUGAGUGGAAAUUCACAAACAAGCUUCCUGUUUAAAGAUAUUUCGAAUCCAGUCUUAUUCAGUUGGAAAUUUAAAAGCUGGAAUUCAAACCAGUUAAAAAUAUGAUGUUUGACUUCAAGCCAAUGAAUUUGAACCAAACGUGCAAACUUUAAAAUAGACAAAAGCAAAUUUAUAGUAAACGCCACUGAAAAGGAGGCAACUUAUAAAUAAACUCGAAAGAGUGCUUCAUUGUAAAGCUCAAAAAUUACUUGAAGUGGUAAGUAAAGAAACAUUCGUCAUUAAAUUACAGAAUCAUUUAAAGCUUGGAGUGAAAUAUAGAGGCUUAAGUCAACGUUCGUCGUAGGCCCCUUCAUUCAAGAAACAGUUUCUAAAAUUUAAAACCUUUGAAAAAGCUAUCGUUUUUAAACUACCGGUUCGUUGACAAGAACUUACGAGAAGUCCAAGCAGUGCUACAAUACAACUUAACUGACACACGAGGGUGUGUUUUUGUUUUGGAUGCCCUUGCGUUAUUUCAAUUAUUAUAAGAAUGAUCAUCAUUUAGUCUUUAAUAGGGAACGCCCUUCGUCCAAUACAGUUCUAUCUGAUGAGUCUGCCUCAGUCUUAGCACAGAGCGUUGUUGAGCUUUUCGAGGUGAUAAGCACAGGUUGAAACUCAUUACAAGUCAUUCAAUACCCAAUUUAGAGGACGUCUUUCAUGUAACACAAACAAAUUUGACAUACAUUUGUACCUUUAACCUACCACUGAUUCGAAGUCACUUCCGAAAGGUCUUUGUUACGGGGAAAUGAUCACCGAUAUCUUACUAACAGCUUAAAAAUGCUAGCUUAUUAUUUAUUUUUCGUUUGUGCCAAAAAAAAACGGUUUAACUGAAAUUUUAUGUAUCCACUAAAACACUUCCUUAAUCGCCUCAUGUUACAUACGUUUUGGUCCCGUUCUGUGGCCACUUUCCAUAGUUAUUAUGCAUUUUUUUCCCGCCGAUUGUAAUUCGAAAAGCUGAAUAAUGCAUGUCCCUUUGGUACUUCUUGUUUUUGUGUUAUGCACAUUUAAAAGAAACAUGUGAGGCUACAAUAGCCGAGAAUUCUGGGCUGGGAAAAGUGAUAGAUCUUCGAAAGGUCAACUUACUGGACGACUUCCAGGAGAAAGAGAACAGGAUCUUUAAGGAGUUCCCCCCGAAAUGUCUCGUAAAGAAAACUUUAAAGUCUUCAAGCAGCCACUUCGAAUAUUAUGCAAAUACCAAGGAAUUUUAUACAUCACUUGCCACCCAGUCAAGCUUGAGCGCCUCUUUACAGUCCGCCUACUCGUUGGGUGUUACGGUAUCAGUAGCAAAAAACAGCAAAAGUUCACAGAGCACAGAAGUGAGUGGCAUGUCUUUAAUCAAGCAGGCGUUAACAGAAAAGGUCUAUGUCAAUAAAGAAUGCCUUCUGGAUGACAUCACCAGCUUGAAGGAAACAUUUCUGAGUGAUCUGGAGGACUUACCCGUAAACACCCAAAAUCCCUGGGAACCAAACUCAUGGAGAGAGUACCGUAAUUUUCUUAAGGAAUACGGCUCUCAUGCCAUAACGUCUGUGAAGCGCGGAUCAAGAUUUCAGCAAAUGACAUUCGCAGAGAGCUCUAAGGCUAACACUGAAAGAGAUUUCCACGUAAAAGCUUGCAUUUCGGUCGCAGGACCUACCCAGGUUGGAAAGGUUGGCGUCUCUGCAUGCUCAAACGUAAGCCAAAGUGAGAUAUCCAAAGCGAGCAAGAUGAGAACAAGCAAGAAACGCUUUGUCAAAGGUGGAAAAAGGGAAACAAAUAGCAAGCUGGCAAACGGGGCGACGUCGGUUGAAUUGCUUGGCCAACUCAUAAAUGAAGCAGAUGAAUUUCCAGCAUCUGUUCAGCACACCGUUCAUGGCGAUCUGGACCAUCUACCUUGGUUCCUUGAAUGGUUGAAAUGUUGUCCCUUCAUAAGUAGCUCAGGACUUGCCGCACAAAAGUUUGACCAUACCAGUAGCUUCAGCAAGGAGUAUCCAGAAUUCGAGUGUACCCUGGCAAAAGAGGGCUGCCACACCGACGAUGACUGUGACUACAAACCCAUGUGGUGCUCCUGUCGUGGUCCAACAUGUGUCCAUUACAAGUCAGUGAAACAAGGUGCAGGUGACACUAAGGUAACUGCAUACCCAAAUACAUUUGAAGAUUGGGGGUGGCAUGGUUGCGAUUGGAAACUCGCGGAAUCUUGGUGCAAGUGCUAUAAUGAAAAUCGUGAUCAGCGGAAAACUGUGUUGUCCUUGCCAAACAGAGAUACCACUACACAUAAAGCAUCA
Molecule: messenger RNA, 12547 nt
Organism: Pocillopora meandrina
Lineage: Eukaryota; Metazoa; Cnidaria; Anthozoa; Scleractinia; Pocilloporidae
Source: the annotation of a GenBank genome assembly